Messenger RNA from Hyla sarda, 3126 nucleotides. It is a transcript of the gene KCNK10, whose product is annotated as potassium two pore domain channel subfamily K member 10. The transcript has 7 exons. The coding region runs from base 247 to 1890 and encodes 547 amino acids. Gene Ontology annotation, cellular component: membrane. Gene Ontology annotation, biological process: potassium ion transmembrane transport; stabilization of membrane potential. Lineage: Eukaryota; Metazoa; Chordata; Amphibia; Anura; Hylidae. The record is from RefSeq and is a predicted model, not a curated record. Gene Ontology annotation, molecular function: potassium ion leak channel activity.
CCAGGACUGUCUCCCCCAUCCAGGACUGUCUCCCAUCCAGGACUGUCUCCCCAUCCAGGACUGUCUCCCCAUCCAGGACUGUCUCCCCAUCCAGGACUGUCUCCCCAUCCAGGGUGGUCUCCUCACCCUCUCUCCAGGAUUGUCUCAUCUCCAGGACUGUCUCAUCUCCAGGACUGUCUCGUCUGCCCAGCCCAUGGUGCAGAACCCUGCUGGCAUCUGGGGUGGUCACUGCUACAUACAGGAGACAUGAAAUUCCCCCUAGAGAACCCGAGGAAGCAGGUGAACUGGGACCCUCAAGUGGCUGUGCCCUCCACGGUGCCCUCACCUGCCCCCGUCCCUGUCCCCCCUCCUGAUCCGAAGCCGAACGGGCAUCACCCGACUCCCACGCUUACCCCUCGAUUGUCUGUAUGUUCCCGGACGACUUUGGUGACUACGAUGGACAACACCUCCAGAGGUCUACACUCCGUCAUGAAGUGGAAGACAGUGGUGGCCAUCUUCGUGGUGGUGGUGGUGUAUUUGGUCAGCGGUGGCCUCGUCUUCCGGGCUCUAGAGCAGCCAUUCGAAAGCAGCCAAAAAAGUACGAUAGCCCAAGAGAAGCAGGAUUUCCUGCAGGCGCAUUCAUGUGUCACACAGCAGGAGCUGGACGCGCUGAUCAAGAAAGCCAUCGAUGCCGACAACGCCGGAGUCAACCCCAUCGGCAACUACACGAACAAGAGCAGCCACUGGGAUCUGGGCAGCGCCUUCUUCUUUGCUGGGACGGUGAUAACCACGAUAGGUUAUGGGAACAUCGCGCCCAGCACAGAAGGGGGGAAGAUUUUCUGCAUCCUCUACGCUAUAUUCGGAAUCCCGCUCUUCGGCUUCUUGUUGGCCGGCAUUGGGGACCAGCUGGGCACGAUUUUUGGGAAAAGCAUCGCAAGAGUGGAGAAAGUGUUCCGGGUAAGGAAGAAGCAGGUGAGCCAGACCAAGAUCCGCGUCAUCUCCACCAUCUUGUUCAUCGUGGCCGGGUGUCUGGUGUUCGUCACCAUCCCGGCCGUCAUCUUCAAGCAGAUCGAGGGCUGGACCGAGCUGGAGUCCAUCUACUUCGUGGUGGUGACGCUCACGACCGUCGGCUUUGGAGACUACGUGGCAGGUGGGAAUACAGAUAUAAUGUAUCGGGAGUGGUAUAAGCCCCUGGUGUGGUUCUGGAUCCUGGUCGGCCUGGCCUACUUUGCGGCGGUGCUCAGUAUGAUCGGGGACUGGCUCCGAGUGAUAUCAAAGAAAACAAAAGAGGAGGUGGGAGAAAUCAAGGCUCACGCCGCGGAGUGGAAAGCCAACGUGACAGCCGAGUUCCGGGAGACCCGUAGACGCCUGAGCGUAGAGAUCCACGAUAAGCUGCAGCGGGCGGCCACCAUCAGGAGCAUGGAACGCAGGCGGCUGGGGCUGGACCAGAGGGCGCACUCCCUGGACAUGCUCUCCCCCGAAAAACGCUCAGUGUUCGCAGAGCUGGAGAACGGGCGAUUUAAGGCGUCAUCCCAGGAGAGCAUAAACAACAGACCCAACAACCUGAGGCACAAGGGGAUCGAGCAGUUCAUCACGCUACACGGCCAAGGCCUCUCCGAGGACAACAUCAUCAACAAGUUGGGCUCCAGCUCCUCCAAGCUGACCAAAAGGAAAAACAAGGACCUGAAGAAGAACCUUCCGGAAGACGUACGGAAGAUCUACGAGAACUACAGGAAAUAUUCAGCGGACGAGGAGAAGAAGGAGGACGAGGGCGACAGGAUGUCCACCUCCGACACGGCGACUCUCUCAGACUUCAUCCGACACUCCAUCAUAGAGAACGGCUCGGUACCCUGCGAAACCAAAGAUGAGGAGCACGAGGACAAAGCAUUACUUGAAGAAGAACGCAACUAAGGGGGCAAACGUGAGGAUCACCGCUCAGUCACGGCACAACGAAGCUGUGGGCUGCAAUGUGGGACCACGGACCCUUGACUUACACUUUCCACUCUGGAGCCCAAAGUUACUUUGUACUUUGACUCAGCAGUGACCUUUGACCCCUUCUGUGCUGGAGGAGACAGUGGCCCCCACCGUGCGUGUCGACUGCCCCCUCCAGUACAGAAGGGGUUAAAAUAAUCGCCCCGAGGUGUAAAACCAGAACAGAUGGUGACUAUAAAGGGAGUUCUGGAGACAUGUGCCUUAUGCAGACUUUUCACUUAACCGGAGCUCCGUAAUCUGCAUUGGUGGAAACUUUUUACUGUGCCAUAAAUGACUGCCAAAAACCCCCCGAAAGAAUCCCACCCAACAACGAGAAUAAAAAAAAAAAAUACCGAAAAAUAGAAGCCAGAAUGUGGAAACUGCACUGUGUUAUGCUAAAUAAGACAACUAUAGUCAUUACAGGACAUAUGGAGACGGUAACGCGUUUCGGUACUGAAUGAUAGGUCCCCAGAAGCACUUGCCAGACAGACAAAAAAGAAAACACAAAAAUUAUAACCAUAGCAACGUGUUUCACUCAGAUGUGAUAGGAGCCAUUUCUAAGUCUACAAAAAAAGAGUAUAAGGAAAUAUGGAGAUAGCAACGCAUUUCACUCUCUGCCUCAAACAAGAAAGAAAGUCCAGCAUGGAAGGUAAUAAGGUGGAGACAGCAACACAAUUGUGUCUCUAUCACAUAUGGUAGGAACCAUUUCUAAGCCUACAAAAAGAGAAUACCAGGGGAACGUUGAGAUAACAACACAUUUCACUCUAACGCAAAGACAGUAAUUUCUAUGCCUGAACAUUCAGCAUGUAAAGUGAUGCCAACGCAUUUCACUUUUCAACUCAAACAGGACAGGGAGUAACUUCCAAGUCUGCAAAUCCAGCAUGGUGGAGAUAGCAACGCGUUUCACUUUCCAAAUCAGAUGUGGUACGAAACGCUUUCUACAAAAAGAAGGAAAUCUAGAGAUGGCAACGCGUUUCAAUCUCCAAAUCUAAUAUGGCAUGAAACAAGAGAAUAAGGGAAGUAGAGCUGGCAAUGCAUUUCAAUCUCCAUCUUAAAGGGGUACUCCGCCCCUAAACAUCUUAUCCCCUAUCCAAAGGACCACCGCGAUCUCCCUGCACCCAACGCUCUAAAGAAACAACGGGUGCAGCAUCGGAGGCUCGUGAUGUCACGGCCACA